This is a messenger RNA of Verruconis gallopava, 3678 nucleotides long. RefSeq lists its product as uncharacterized. The transcript has 2 exons. The record is from RefSeq and is a predicted model, not a curated record. Lineage: Eukaryota; Fungi; Ascomycota; Dothideomycetes; Venturiales; Sympoventuriaceae. Bases 339 to 3383 code for a protein of 1014 amino acids.
UUUAUUCCACCAGCGCCGGGACGACUAAGGCUGUGAGGUACUCUUUUGACCAUGGAUUGACAGUCUAUGAAUUGCAACAACCUGCUUUCUGACGCUCAUUUCUCACACUUUAUUUGGAUGUUUGAUCCCUCAUCUGCAGAGCAAGGCUGACGUUCAAACACUGCCUCACUCCAAGUGCUCCACCAAACCUUGGCUUAUGAGAGUUGCGCGUUCAACGGCAGCGACCUUUGCGUGCCCCUCCCCUCAUUAAAGCUCUUUACCAGAGAUAUUAUUCGCUCUUUCACACUCAUUGAUAUACCUCAAGGUUCGAGGCGGCCGUCUCGGAGCUCUUAGGAAAAAUGCCACCGAAGCUCACUAAAGGCAGCAGCAUGCAUGCUGCUGGCAUCUAUGCCGACAUGUCUGUGGAUGGACCGGAAAUCGGGACACUCGUAGUCAUUGUGGACAGGGCGAAAAACCUUCCAAAUCGUAAAUCAAUGGGAAAGCAGGAUCCGUACUGCAAUUGCAGGCUCGCAAAGGAAGCGAAAAAGACGAAGACCGAUAAGAGAGGAGGACAGGUUCCUAGGUGGGAUGAAGAAAUGCGAUUUACUGUCCGCGAUUCUCCAGAUUACUAUCAGCUCAAGGUCUCCAUCUUCAACGAUGACAAGAAGACAGAAUUAAUCGGUGAGGCGUGGGUUGAUUUGCACGAUGUGAUCAAACCCGGUGGAGGACAAAGUGACCCAUGGCAGCAUCUACAAUGUAAGGGCAAAUAUGCUGGCGAGGUCAAGCUCGAAAUGACGUAUUACGACUCGAGACCGAAGCCCGAGAAACCAGCGGAGGAGAUGGUCAUAGACAACGUACGAGACGCAACAGGAUCGAUCAAUGGCUCAAGGCAUAACACACCUGUGAAGAGAAGGCCACUGCCCACAGAUCCCAUAAGCCAAAGUGGCUCGCCAGCAGAGCCUAACCGACCAUCGUCCUCCGCUUGUGGCCCAAGGGAACUCGGUACACCCUCGCGAGCAUUGCCACAGACGCAAGGUCGAUCAGCCGGAAAUACUCCAAGCAGCAACAGGAGAACAGCACAUAGCAACAGCCAACCACAACCUGUGGAACGGAAGCCAGUCUCUCAGCAUCAGUACUUCCCAGAGACGCUGGAUGACCCAUUUGUCCAAGAGCCACAUUAUGCGCCAUCCCACCAUGAAGUUUACAGCUCUUAUGGCGGAUAUGAUCCAAAGCCAGCAACACAUGCCCCUCAGCAGGACUAUCCGUAUCAAGAUAACCCUGUUACAGGACUUCCGGAACUUCCGCCAAUGACUAACCAUCGUCGACGAGGCUCGAGUCGGCCACAACAGGAUCCAUAUCAGAGUGAGUACAGUCAUCCCACGCCGCCAAUGCAACCUGAGCUGCAGCACGCACAUUCAGCGCCUCAGGUUGUUGGUAACGCACCGUACCCGGAGGACAUGCGCGACCCAAGGAGCACAUUUCAGCACACGCAGUCUGAUAAUUAUAUGAAUCAAGGCCAAACAGCUCGGCCUAAAUACGAUGAUCCGUACCAACAGCUUCACGAUCCUUACCCACAACAGUCCCAUGAGAGGGAUGCUGGUUCGAGUUACCAAUACCAGAACCAGUCCGUGGCUGCUUCAACUGCGCCAAUUCACGAAGGCUACAACCAGAUCCCACCGACAAGCGUAUAUAGGCGGCAUUCGAACCAGUAUGACCAUCCGUCAUCGAACGACUAUCAAAUGGAUGCCCCUCCACCUCCGCCUCCAGCGCACCGAGACAGCGCUCCAAAUUCGGCUAGGCGGGAGUCAUACUCAACUUUUGCACCGCCGCCUCUGAAUGUUACUCCCAUUCGACGAUCCCCAUCACCUUUGCCAUAUCAAGAGCCAGAGCAAUAUUCGAAUUCUAGACCCUAUGAGUCGUCAGAGUAUUCCGGACGAAGAAAUACCGCGCCUUCAGAGACAUCACCUCACGAUCCACACAUGAUGUAUCGUCCACGAGCGUUGUCUGGUGAGGCCAUGAGAGGCGUGAAUAUAUCAGCGUCGAGGGAGGAGCAGUACGCUCUGCCACCAAGCCAUCCCGAAUACAACAGUCCAACAACGGGCACUCCAUCAGGACCGCCGAAGUCUCAAUCUACGCAGACGAUGCGUCGUGAAUCGUAUCAGUCUCCGUACCAUCCGGCACAACGAAGCCCCUUGGCAGUUGAGUCCCCUCGUUCCUUCCGUGAUGACAGGUCGUCUUUGCCAUCUCAGGCGAAUACGCCCAGCAAGGGAAGUGAUUUGUUCCAGCAGCCUUUGCCAGCAAGAGUGCAACCGACAACUACACGGCCGUACUCAAGUCACCACUAUUCGUCAAGCGAACCUUAUGUGCCACAAAAUAGUUACCAAACGCCACCUCGACAGCAUCCGCUCUCUCAGCAAGUUCCAGCAAGCACCUCGCCAAGCUCGUACCAUCAUCCAACACCUCCGCAAGACCAGGUUCCUAUACUGAAGCCUAUCCCCCUCUGUGGCCAUGCUACACCGUCUUCAGAUCCACGACAAUCGCGAAACGUGAAUAGAACUACACCCACAACGCGCAAGUCGGUAUCCCCUCGGGCACCAUUAUCAGUAGAGAGGCCCUCAAGCACCUAUUUCGAUCCAGAAUCCUUCAAUCGUUUUAAUCCUGCGGCAUCAUCAUCUACGUCAUCGCUACUAAACCAUCCAGCCACGAGCAGCCAUGGCAGUACUCCUGCAAAGGAUACACCAUAUACAAGAGACGGCAAGAUUGUUGAUUUCCACGGGAACCAUAUUGAUCCAUCAGAUAGGCUUCCCGAAGCAAGCUGGGCUCCAGAACCAGAGCCAAAGGGCAAUCCAAAAGAGAAGCCGUACCGUGAACGAGAACGACUCAGCGGAGCACGCGACCUAAACGUCACUUUAGUUAACAAGACGAGUCCGCACGUAAACAAAGUAAACGGCAACGAGAGUCCGACACCCGUGGCAACCGGCGGUGGAAACGGGGUCAUCAGAGCGCGGCUAAAGAAAAAGGAGCGACCUUCGAGUGCGGUUGUAAUGAACAAUGCGAGCCAUGACCGUCCUUUCAGAGAUAUACCAAAUCCACCUGGCGCUUCUCCGAAUGAAUACUCUCCUUCAUCACAUUGGAAUGAUCUGGUGAACACUUCGAAGGCGAGCCCCAGCCAUUACGCCAAUGGGAGUCCGGGUAAUUAUGGCGAGGAUAGAUACUACAAUUCAGGGGCCACAGGAAGAGCACCACCAAUUCCCGCCAAGAUUCCAUUACCAAGUGAGAGCUACGGAGGAUACAGCAACGACGAUAUGGAUGCCCUGAGCCGCGAGAUUAGCGGGAUCGACAUCGGACCUGGGAGUGGACGAGCGAGACUGGCGCGUGGUAGAUUACUGGGAUACGGGAACUGAUAGGUUAUGAUCUGAAUUUUUCCUUACGUGUUAAGAUGUAUUCUUUUACUUCCUUGGCGCAGUGCACAAGUGUGUCCGGUUUUUUUGACAGGGAGUUUUGGUACGGGGGAAGAUAUACAGGAUUACACGCGGGAGGAUAAUCUGUGAUCGCCGUCUAUGACUUUGCGUCGGGCCGCGUCCUCUAUUUUCCAUUAUACAUAUUCAUUCCUACCGCCUAAUACCGUUCGUAAAGAGGAUGUACGUAUAUAUACGGGUGAUGAAUAGAAUUUGAAGAGCAUCAAAUCGCACUUCUGGU